Molecule: messenger RNA, 3057 nt
Organism: Rotaria socialis
Lineage: Eukaryota; Metazoa; Rotifera; Eurotatoria; Philodinida; Philodinidae
Source: the annotation of a GenBank genome assembly
AUGUUUGCUGUCUUAGAUAAUAUACGGGUCUCGGCCUCAACAAGACAAGAUUUACUACAAUCUCUAUUACGUGAAUGUCAACAACCUAAUCAGCCAUUACUCAAUCAAUUAAUUGAAUACUAUUUUCACACAGAAUCACCCAAUGCUCUUCUAUUAAUUAAACAAUACAAUGACACAGGAAAAGAACAAUCAAAAAUUUUAAUCGAGCAUUUAAAUACACAAGGUUUAAAACCAAGUAAUCGUCAUUCGAGUAGUAGUUUUAAUAGUGAAUCGUAUUCAAAUGAAGAACAAGAAAGAGUGACUCAUAUUAUGAAAGUCUUUCGUAUGUUAUGCUUAAUUAUUCAUAGUCAAGUGCCUGGAUUGCCAACACUGAUUAAAGACAGUUUAGUACUGCCGAAUUGUCUUAAUGCAAUAACAAAGUGUAAAGAUGAUCCAAAUAUUUUAGCACAAGCUUGCUAUUUUUUUGCUGCUUUGACAGCUAUUUUACCUGGUGAAAUUGUUCAACAAACAGAAUCGAUUAUUAAUGUAUUUAAAGCCACGUGCAAAUAUCUUUAUAAAAAUAAAGCAUUACUUCGACAACUUUCAAUUCAAACAAAUUCUCAUUCUCUUGAAAAUGUUCAAUUAUGGAUUGUAAAUCAAUCGGCACAUGCACUGUUUUACACUCUCUAUACAGUAUAUCCAUGUAAUUUUCUGUAUCAUAUUCAACGUGAAUUUCAACGGAAUGAAAAUCUUGAUGUAUUUGAACAUAUUUUCAUACCAAUGUUCCAACGUGUUCGUUUUAAUGCACGUCUUAUUGAUAGUGAUCGUAAACGUGAAUUAGAUAAAGUGAAACGUUUGAGACCAAAUUCAUCUAAUACUAUUUAUGAUGCAAGAAAGCUUUCACUUGAUCCCUUAUUUGGACGAGAAUCACCAACCAAUCAUAAUUGGAUGCAUCAAGAAAUGAAAAAAAUUUUACCAUUUUCACAUUUUAAACGACAAUCUCCAACGAAUUCAAGUGAUCAACUGUCUGAUGGACUGCGAAAUUCAAAAGACAUUACUAGUCCAUCGGAUAAUACGUCAAAACGAUCGAACAGUUCACCACUUCAAAAAUUUAAAGAAAAAAUCAAAACUUAUUUUCGUCCUGCGCCAUCACCAUCAUCAACUGCAGCAACUACAUAUUCAACAACAGAUACCAAUACAACAACUAAUAAAAAUAAUAAUACGUUAUCUAUUCCAAAUGUUUCUUCUUCUCUUGUAUCAUCUCCAGCGUCGCCAGCUACCGCAUCAGACAUGCGUGCUGUUAAAACAAUGCCAGAAUUACAAAGUAAUAAUGAUCUAUCAUCAUCGUCUUCUUCAACUCCAACUAUUCGACGUUCUGAUGAAAAAGAUCAAAUAUUUGUUAGAUCAGUUAUUAAUACUAUUUCAACAAAUUAUGAUCAAAACUUACCAUCUCAUUGGAGAAAAAUUCUUGGUCGUUAUGAUUCAAAUCUUCUUGAAGCUUCAACUCCACAACGUCCAGCAAUCUUUUAUGUUUCACCAUCUGAACAUAGUCUUGAUAAUCAACCACAGCAGCAAAAACAGUCCCAACAGCAGCAACAACAACAAGUAGAUGAUAGUUCGCCAACAUCAACAAACGAAAAACGGCAACGAUGUGUAUCUGCCUCUUGUGCUAGCAGUAGUAGUCAACAAGUUCAUUCGCCUGUUCUUGCUGCACCAACAACAUCAACUGAUGAUAUUUUGCCUCGUACACAAUCGCUGUCAACAAAACAACGUACUCGACAUUCGGCAACACUGUCAACAACAGAUUCAUUUCAUCAAAGACAUUUAAUAGUAAAUCAAAUUCAAUAUGAAGAAGAUGAUGAUGAUGAUAAUUUAUUCAUGGAUCAAACAUCAUCCAUUGAUUCAUGGACGUACCAAAUUCCAUUGGAAUUAUAUAUUUGUCCGGAAACGAAAAUGUCUAUUAUUGAUGAAUUAACAUGGAAUGAUCAUGAGUUUAUUAGUAUACCACAUUUUGAUUUUAACGAUAUCGUUUCAAAUAAUUGUUCAUCAAAUGAACUUAAACAAUUUGAUCGUUUGUAUAAAUGUCAUUCCUGUUAUGAAGUAUUUUUAACAGAACAAUAUAAAGAUAUAUGGGAACGUUUAUGGUCAAAACAAAAGUCAUUUCAAAAGCAUACCUAUGAAAUUCAAACUACACAUGCUUUUUUAAAUACACUUCAUUUUGAAAUUCAAGGUCAUUUAAAUGAUGAAACAAAUAUAUACGAAAACGAUUCAAAAUGUCUAUCGGAUGAAAAUAGUUUAUUAGGUGGAAAAGUUGUUGAACUGGGAAAAGUUACAUCGCGACGAAAGCAAACUUCUACAAAUGCAGAAAGAGAUACAGAACUAGAAGAACUUGAGAAAUCGCAUGGCCAACUUCGCAAAAUUGUCAAUAAUGAAACAUUAAAAUUAAACAAUCUUCUUACUGAAUUGGAUGAUAAUGACAAAGAAGCAGAGUUAGCUGCAGAACGAUCAGAACAAUUGAGACUUGUUACACAAAAUAUAACACAUCUUAAUGAACUUAAUCAACAGCUUGAAUGUCAAUAUUUACGCUUUACAGAUGAUAUGCUAAUGGGUACACAUAACAAUUUGUUACCUUCUCAUCUUACUAGAGAUGAGGAUGAUGAACUGAAUCAAUUUAAAUCGGCAUCGUCAACAACAACAACCAACGGACGUGAUGAAACCAGUGAACUGGAUUCAAUUUCUUUUAGUGAGGAGCAUCGACAAGAUAUCGAAGAUUUCAAUCCACAACAGGAUGAUGAUCAACCUGAAAAAUAUGAUCAAUUACUUGCUGAUAUAAUCGAAAUUUUAAACAAUCAAAAUAAAGACAAUGAUAUCACUCAGAUAGAUAUAGAAAAUAAGGCGUAUGAAAUUCUUCUUGAAUAUAUGGAAUCUAAAGAGAAUAUGCAGGAUUAUCUCGUCGAGCACAAUACACGUUAUAUUGAUCUUUAUUUGGAAGCCCAAGCUGAUUAUAUGGUACAAGUCGAAAACGAACUCUCACUGAAUAAGUCGAUAUUAGAGCAGAUGCCAAAUGUAGCAAUGUAA